Messenger RNA from Chaetomium globosum CBS 148.51, 1659 nucleotides. RefSeq lists its product as uncharacterized. The coding region runs from base 1 to 1659 and encodes 552 amino acids. Gene Ontology annotation, molecular function: heme binding; oxidoreductase activity, acting on paired donors, with incorporation or reduction of molecular oxygen; monooxygenase activity. Lineage: Eukaryota; Fungi; Ascomycota; Sordariomycetes; Sordariales; Chaetomiaceae. The record is from RefSeq and is a predicted model, not a curated record. The transcript has 3 exons.
AUGGCUAUUGCUUCCCGUAUUUUCAGCCUUCCUGGCCUUACCAUCGCUGGGGCCGUUGAAUAUCUUGUAAUUGUCAAGUUACUGCCAGACUACUUCGGUUUACAGGAUGGGUUCACAGCCAUCGUCGGCACAAUCCUGGUCAACUAUGUUUUGGGAAUCGUAUUUUGGGCACUCUUGUAUCCCAACGUCUUCAGCCCUCUUCGGCGAAUCCCUGGGCCAAAAGCAAUCAUCAGCGCUGCUUAUCGGACCCUCCUCGUCAAAGAAGGACCUGCUGGAGACCUGUUCCUUGACCUAGUCAAACGGUAUCCGGAUCAAGAUUUGGUCGUCUUGGAUGCUUUCAGGCGGCAUAUCCUCGUCGCUAAACCUCGGCUGCUGGCCGACUUGUUUUCGCACAAAUGCUACGACUUCGCCAAACCGAGGAGGAUCGCUUCGUUUUUGCGCCUCAUCAUUGGGGAGGGCCUCAUCACCCUAGAAGAGGACAACCAUAAGUUCCUCCGUAAAAACACUUUGCCUGCUUUCCACGCCCGGCACAUUACGGAUCUGUACCCCAUGAUGUGGACCAAGGCCGGCAUCUUGACCAGAAAACUUCGAAGCGAGAUUGCCAACGACGCCACCAGUGAGUCAAAGGGAUCGGCCGUGCUCGAAUUGACUGGUUGGGCGAGCAAAGUCACUCUCGACAUCAUCGGCAUUGCCGGCAUGGGCCGUGAGAUAAACGCUGUGGAGAAAUCGAGCGAUCCUCUCCAAGAACUGUACGAGGAACUGCUGGAACCGGACCGGGAGAAGAUCGUCUUCUCCGCCCUAAACCUGGCUUUUGGCUUCUCCCUCAUCAGGUUGCUGCCGUGGAAGAUGAACAAGCUCUUUGUUUACUUGACCACAUCACUUGACAACAUCUGCAGAGAUCUGAUCAAGGAGAAGAGGCACGCAAUCGUCCAGAAGGAUGACGACCACUUCGACAUCUUGUCCCUUCUGAUCAAGUCCAACAACUUUGACGAUGAGGUCCUCAAAGACCAGCUUCUCACCUUCCUGGCUGCAGGUCACGAAACCACAGCCUCGGCACUCACCUGGUCAGCGUACCUCCUUGCCAAGCAUCCAGAGAUCCAAAAGAAACUACGGGACGAGGUCACGGAGGCACUCGGGAAAGACCCCGUCUCCGGCGAGCCUUCCGCUGACCUUAUCGGUCUACUCAAGCAAAUGCCCUACCUGAACGGCAUCAUGCAUGAGACACUGCGGCUGUACCCCACCGUCCCAGUGACCAUGCGCGAGGCGCUCUGCGACACCAGCAUAGGGGAGCAGUUCAUUCCAAAGGGCACUGAGAUGGUCAUCUCCAUCUGGCAGAUCAACCGCUCGCCCGAGAUCUGGGGUCCGGAUGCGGGCACCUUCCGCCCCGAGAGAUGGAUCAACGCCGAUGACGGGAAGACGAAUCGGCACGGUGGCGCCAAGAGCAACUAUGACUUCCUGACCUUCCUGCAGGGGCCGCGGAGCUGCAUCGGCCAGGAGUUCGCAAAGGCCGAGAUGCGGUGUCUGCUCGCUGCGCUGGUGACAACCUUUUCGUGGGACCUGGCUAUGGAUGAGUCAAAAAUUGUCCCCAGGGGAGUUAUCACUAUCAAGCCCGAACACGGCAUGUACUUGAGGAUGCGGCCUCUGGAUCGUGUGGACUGA